Messenger RNA from Lethenteron reissneri (Far Eastern brook lamprey), 2561 nucleotides. Its product is annotated as E3 ubiquitin-protein ligase pellino homolog 2-like. The record is from RefSeq and is a predicted model, not a curated record. Gene Ontology annotation, molecular function: ubiquitin protein ligase activity; protein binding. Lineage: Eukaryota; Metazoa; Chordata; Hyperoartia; Petromyzontiformes; Petromyzontidae. Gene Ontology annotation, biological process: regulation of Toll signaling pathway; protein polyubiquitination.
GGAGCGAGCGCUGUGCUGGGACCCCCCCCCCCCCCGUGCUUCUAACAACAACAACAACCACCACCACCACCAAUCGUCGUAGUUAACGAUAAUAAUCACAGCGGAUAAAAUACUAACAGCAGCGCGGACACCACACACACAGAGAGGGGUGGGGAUAUCGUGUUGGUUGGUGUUGGAAGCUGCGUGGUUCCCUGUCCGCGAACGCCGGAAUCGUCGCCGCCGCCGCCGCCACCACCACCACCAUGCCCGAGACGGUCUCGGAGGUCCGAGAGGAACCGGUUUUGGUUGAGCCGAACGUGGCGAAGAAAGCCAACAGCAUCGCCAAGCCGCCACACCUCGUCUACUCACCGGCCAGCCCCGACGCGUCCCCUCCGCCGUCCAGCAAGGACCCCGUCAAGUAUGGCGAGCUCAUCGUGCUGGGGUACAACGGCUCUCUUCCCAACGGCGACCGCGGACGCAGGAAGAGCCGCUUCGCCCUCUACAAGCGGCCUAAGGCCAACGGCGUGAAGCCCAGCACCGUGCACACCACCGCCACGCCGCAGGCUGUCAAGGCGGUGAGCAGCAAGGAGCAGCACAGCAUCUCGUACACGCUGUCACGCAACCACACCGUCGUGGUGGAGUACACGCACGACGCCGACACCGACAUGUUCCAGAUUGGCCGCUCGACCGAGAGCCCGAUUGAUUUUGUGGUGAUGGACACGGUGCCGGGCAGCCAGAGCAGCGACGAGACGCAGAUCACGCAGAGCACCAUCUCGCGCUUUGCCUGCCGCAUCAAGUGCCAGCGCACGGCGCCCUACACGGCGCGCAUCUUCGCCGCGGGCUUCGACACCUCCAAGAACAUCUUCCUGGGCGAAAAGGCGGCCAAGUGGAAGAACCCGGACGGCCACAUGGACGGCCUGACCACCAACGGCAUCCUGGUGAUGCACCCUCGCGGCGGCUUCACCGACGAGUCGCGCCCCGGCGUGUGGCGCGAGAUCUCCGUGUGCGGCAACGUGUACACGCUGCGCGAGACGCGCUCCGCUCAGCAGCGCGGCAAGCUGGUGGAGGGGGAGAGCAACGUGCUGCAGGACGGCUCGCUCAUCGACCUGUGCGGCGCCACGCUGCUGUGGCGCACGGCCGAGGGCCUCUUCCACACGCCGACGUCGCGCCACAUCGAGGCGCUGCGCCAGGAGAUCAACGCGGCGCGGCCGCAGUGCCCCGUCGGCCUCAACACGCUCGCCUUCCCGAGCCUGCGCCCGCGCGCCGCGUCCUCCGCCGCCGGGGCAGCCGCAGCCGGCGCCGCCGUGGUCGCGGCCGGCGCCGAGGAGAAGCAGCCGUGGGCGUACCUGCGCUGCGGCCACGUGCACGGUCACCACGACUGGGGCCACCGCACGGCGGGCGACGCCGACGCGCGCGAGUGCCCGAUGUGCCGCACCGUGGGGCCCUACGUGGCGCUGUGGCUGGGCUGCGAGCCGGGCUUCUACCUGGACGCCGGCGCGCCCACGCACGCGCUCACGCCCUGCGGCCACGUGUGCUCCGAGAAGACGGCGCGCUACUGGGCGCAGAUCCCGCUGCCGCACGGCACGCACGCCUUCCACACGGCGUGCCCGUUCUGCGCCACGCAGCUGUCGGGGGAGCCGGGCUAUGUGCGGCUCAUCUUCCAGGGGCCGGUCGAUUGACCCGGCUGCAGACGCCACCCCAGCGCCGGGGCCGGCGGUGGCAGCUGAACUUGCUGGAUGAGUCGGACUAAGGGACCUCGCGCAAAGAGGCAAGAGGUGGAUUUUAAAUACACUGGACCAAGCCAAGGAUGGGUACCAAAACCGAAGAUUAGAGGCGCGCACACACGCCCAGACUUAACUAUUCCGACGUGACCGCAUUAGUUAUGUGUUGUAUUGGUUUUGAAUCGAAUGUUUUUAAGUUUAGUUUGAGAAGUCACCUGUUCAUUUUAUUUAAAUUUGGCAUUGAUGGACAGUAUUUGUGACUAAAGGGUGAUCGGUGCAUGCUUACUAGCGCUACCUAACAUCUCGGAACUAGCACAUGCCCCUUUUCAUAUUGCAAUUCCACCACUGGAUGACUAAGGGUCGUAAGGAUAUCCCACCAUCCCUGUAACCGCUUUGCCAGCAAGGAGGGGGAGGCCCAAGCCCUGAGUUUAUACUGCGCGGGUGCCACGUUGGUUGUCUUAUCAGAGAAUGCUGGAGAGAUAUUUUUGUACAACAUCCUUUGGUCUUCUGCAGCCUGGACACAUGCAUGGGAACCGCGGGUGUCAUGUACCCAGGCGGCAGGGGUCAGGGGCGGUCAAUGAGAGGGUUUUGCCAGUUGUGUAAAUAAGGAGGUACUGGGACGUGUGGAUAAAACAGCCCUCAGCUCAGAUGUACAGUUAUAAGCUGUCGUUUAAACUCAAGCAUGCAAGUGCCCAUCAAAUGCUGCUCCCUUUCAUUGGUGGGUAAUGUACUGUAGAAUGAUUUAAGGUCCGACGACUACUUAACUUUGAUAGCAUCUGAACUUUUAAUCAAUAACAUCAGAUAGGAAGACCAUUUUCCUUCUGCUAGACCAAAUAAAGACAUCACUGCUUGCCGACAGCC